CUUCAUUUCCCAUGAGCAGUCGACGCAUGUUUCAUCACGUGACUUUCAAAACGUCACAUGUCAACAUGGCUGCCGCUGUCACCGCCGAAGAUUUCACCAAUUUACAGCUUCUUUUAAAGGCUCCGUCCAAAGAUGCAGUGAGGGACGUUUGUGUUCAGAGUCACCGAGCUCCCAGUCGCCUCUUGGCCGAGAACACUGCAACUACAUUAAGCAUCUCUGCAGCUCAGGCUGCUCAGUUGGUCCAGUCCCUCCAUGUUCUGUCUCACCACGUCCUGUUCUACAACCUCAGCUCUCCUGAGCAGAUCCUUGCUCUUUUUCCUGACUCAUUCCACUCCAGUCUGAAGAACCUGAUCACUAAGAUCCUGCUGGAGAACAGUCCAACAUGGAGAACAGAAGCUCUCAGUAACCAGAUUUCCCUCCCUCAGCUGAAGGAGUUGGACUGGAGAGUGGACAUGGUGACCGGCUCAGAAUCAGUCAGUCGGAUGUCAGUCCCAACCUGCCUGGUCCAGUUCAAGAUGGAGGAUUCCUGCCAUUCUGGAGGCAGUGAAUCAGUUUCCACGGUAACGGUAGAGCUGAGCAGGGAGUCUUUGGACACCAUACUGGAUGGACUGGGACGUAUUCGAGACCAGUUGUCGGUGGUUGCUGGGAAAUGAGGACUCAAACCAAUGAGAGAGCUGACUGGCUCAUGUUUUUACAGACUAAUAUUCCUGGUUCUGUUUGGAUCAUUCCUCUUCAUCUAAGAACAUAAGUAUAAAAAUGUAUAUGAACAAAUAUGAAUAAUGUAAAUAGUAAACUGUUCAGUGGCACAUUGGACACAAAGUUUUUUGACAAUCUUUCAACAUUUCAACUCCAAAAUAUUUAAUUAUUUGUAAGUUUUUGAAGUAGGCCUCUGUCAGAGACCAUCAGCAUUACAGUAAUAAAAUCAGGAAAUAAACAGUAUAUUGUUGGUCUUAACUUUAUCUUGGGGAAGUGUCGCCAUUCAGGCUUUCACACAUCCAUGGAAAAGCUGCAUAAAGUCUAAAAUUAGGGUUAUGCUAAGGUCAAGACUAGAUCUGUAUUUGAAUUAAGAUGCCGUUUUUUACAGAGUGGUUAACCUCAACCCAUCUUUAACUCUAAUCUGUUCUUCUUUCCUUCCUCUUGAUGUUUUUUUAUAUAUAUACCACUGACCUGUUGCCAAUAAAAUUGAUAAGCUGC
Messenger RNA from Sphaeramia orbicularis (orbiculate cardinalfish), 1194 nucleotides. RefSeq names its product COMM domain containing 9 (gene commd9). Bases 12 to 653 code for a protein of 213 amino acids. Lineage: Eukaryota; Metazoa; Chordata; Actinopteri; Kurtiformes; Apogonidae. The transcript has 6 exons. The record is from RefSeq and is a predicted model, not a curated record.